Messenger RNA from Sycon ciliatum, 6367 nucleotides. RefSeq lists its product as uncharacterized. NCBI's taxonomy places the organism in Eukaryota, Metazoa, Porifera, Calcarea, Leucosolenida, Sycettidae. Bases 763 to 6069 code for a protein of 1768 amino acids. The record is from RefSeq and is a predicted model, not a curated record. Gene Ontology annotation, cellular component: signaling receptor complex; plasma membrane. Gene Ontology annotation, biological process: multicellular organism development; cell surface receptor protein tyrosine kinase signaling pathway; protein phosphorylation. Gene Ontology annotation, molecular function: ATP binding; transmembrane receptor protein tyrosine kinase activity. The transcript has 20 exons.
UGUUCUGAUAGUCGCGGACUCGAAAGCCCAGCUGAGUGGUCGUGAUGGGAGCUACCAAAGGCAAGCCCACUGCCACUGGAGAUUUCCGACGAACCGUGUGAUCCAGUUAGAGGAAUUGUGAAAUGUGGAACUUAAACGGUCGAUGUAGUCUCGAGCACACUUCCACACUGUGGAUCGAUCCUUGGCUUGGUGCGCAACCAGAACGUUAUCAUACGGACCUUGAAAGCUCUAGGAUGACACGAGCCACUUGAUGAAGGAAGGGCACUUGCCGAUUGGACUGAAUUUACUGUGAGCUGAUCGUGAUAAAACAUAGUUUCGACAGGAGCUCUGGGCAGUGUGGUGCACAACUCUAUCCCAAAAUUUGCUCAGCGCGAAAGGAGCCUUUCUUCAGGUCCUACAGUAUCUACAUGUAGUUUAUCAAAGACUAAGUAGUGAUAGAACUGAUACUGGCGCUCCACCGCUCAGUUGAGUGUUCCAGAUACGACAAAGGUCCCGUGCACAUGAGUAACAUUUUAGCUGGAGGCAAACUCGUCUCCUGGGCAAGUAAAGUUGACUACCGAGCAUGUAGCACACGCUCGGUCGUAGGCGGUUCCAAAGCUAGUAUAGCGAGGCACGUCUAAAUCGUGUGUCUCCUCAGACUCAGGCGAGAAAGUACGGUGAUUGACCGAGCGGGCUUGAACCAGGAGACAGGUGGUUGUGUGUUUCACCAUCGACUUCGUCGCCAGGUGACCUUGACCUUCCUCGGCUCCACGCGAUACCACAAUGGCGAGUGGUCACCAUCACUUCCUUCUCAGCGUAAUUGUCACGCUGGCCAAGACAUUUGCCACUGCAACUCUAGACCUACCUCCCAACCUAUUUUCGGAAACGCUACCUAAGCAACCUCCCCAUUUACCUACACAUCGUAGCAGCGACUCUGGUGGGACAGGAAAGCGCGGUCAAGCAAAGCGAAUUUGCCCCUGUUCAGAGACUUUGGCUUGCAAGCGGCAAACAUUCAAUUUGCACGGGGACGAAAUUAACUCCAGUCUUUGUCUCGAGAGGCUAUCCGAGAGCCUGCUGCAAGAGGAGCGCGAGCUGUAUUACAACCGAACAGCCAAUUGUGUUAGCAAAGCAGCUUGGCCCAAGUCCAUGUUUACAGGAGACGGCAGCCAGCCUGCGAUCCAGGCAGGAUCCUGCUUGUCCUGGCCAACCAGCACAUCCGUGUCAGUGGUAGUCGCCGAGCCCACGGCAAGAGAUGCCAUGCAAAGCCUGCUCAGCAGCGUGCAGUUCCACGUGCAUCGCCUACUGGAAAUAGCAGGGGUGGACUCUGACAGCUUCGGCUUGGCGUACUCAGCAUGGGGCAUCUCUGAAGACCACAGUCAGCUGCUGCCGCAUGCAGAAGAUCCUAUACUUGUGUCGGGCGACGCUAAUGGAGUUAUGCAACAAGCUCUCCUGGACAAGGUGGAAAGCGCCGACGAAUCGUAUCUGGGCCAGGCAGUCGCCGCGAUCGACAGGAGUCAGGACAGCGGUAUUAUGACACAUCAGGUGGACGUCGAUUUCACCACAGUAACCGAUUUGAUUCUUGGCCGAGAGCGCGAGCUCAGCCCGCAGCGCAAGUGCAUCAUCCUAGCAGUGGUGCCCAGUAGCGGUUACUUCAUCUUUCCCGCCAAGGGUGAGUUCCGGCCCAAUCCGAACUACCACAAGGAGCUCCUUCAGGCGUGGAACUGCACCCUGCAUGCCAUUAUGCCACUGUACGAGUACACCGAUCUGGAGCCUGGACACUGGGGCGUGGGCUACGGCAGGGAGCGCUAUCUCUCCGUUGACCCGGAUGCACCACCGGCCACUCCCUACUGGAAAAGCAUGGACGAGUCGCUGAGACAGUCGAUACUGAACGCGACCGGUGACUUGGGCAAAGCGGUGUUCGACACAGGGGGCAUGAUAUUCAGGUCGCAGCUCCCCGAAACCGAACUCCUAUCACCGAGCAGCGGUAAAGAGCACCCAUCACGCAUCUGGUUCGUCAUCGCCGAAACCCUAGCCCGCCUGAUCAUAGGUGAAACACCAAACGAACUUCUGGAGAGCCAAUGUCGGUGUAGUGAUCAGCGCCUAGAUCCCGUCCUGCUCACGGAUCAUCCGCCAAGCCAUCCAUGGAAGCCACCUUCCCCGUUUGCAAGGUGGCACAUCCUCCCGAUCCAGGAUAGAGGAUGUUCUGAAUUUUGCGAAGGCCAGCCAUCGGACGGUGCCGUAACAAUCCGCAAUAGUAACUAUAAGUUCAUAUUCUAUUCUUCCUGCCAUCGUGAAUCAUCGGGUAGUUAUCGAGUGUUGAGGAAUGGUCCUCCGUUCGUGCUGGGAUGGGAUUGUCCACUCGUUGACCCUUCCACCAUAACCUACAACCAACCUCGGCGCGUCGCCGACGUAGUAGUGAUCAUUGUGGAGGAGGCACCGUCGCUGCGAAACGUGCACCGCAAGAUAGCCGGACUGGUGAUGGAGAUUGAGAGGAGCCUACGGCAGCGUGGCUUCGGUGCGGAUCAGUCGCGGAAUCUCUACACUAUUGUCGGCAUGGGUUCCAGCGAGGGCGUUCAUGGACGGUUUCUGCUCUCCUCGUGUUCGGCGGCAUAUCUGUACCCCGCCGAGUGCGUAGCGAGUGCAGCACGCCAGUUGAUACACCGUACCGAGAGCCAGAGAGGCUAUAAUCCACGGUUAGACACGCUUGCCACCCUGUCAUUCGCCAUCGCUAACACUCCAUGGCGACGGAAUGCUGUGCGAAACAUUCUGCUCGUUAUGGAUCGCAAAUGGGAAUGCUCUCGGAUCUUGGAACCGUCCGACGUCGAGAUGAUGCUUAAGUGCUACGAAAUCGCUUUGCACUCGGUCAUUUACAACCGAUUUACCAGCCUGGGUCAGGAAACGUUUGGGACGGAUCACCGCCUGUUCAAAUAUACGUUUGCGAGCAAUCUAACGAUGAUCGGAAAGGAUCCGGUGGACGUCCGCGGUGGCCUGAGCGGCACUUUCACCAAUAUCGGUGUGCUGGCCCUGGGCUCGAAAGGUUCGGCCUGGAGUAUCGAACAGUUUACCAACGACUACCCGGGAUUCCUAGCGUACAUGCCCAUAGUUCUCGCUCAGCUUGCGGAGGAAAGAUACCAUCGGGUUCUGCCGUGCACUUGCAGCGUGCCUGAUGAAGUCUACCCGUCCAAUCCUUAUCAUUUGAUCUUCCAUUGCUUCCCGUGCAACGAGACAAAGUGCAAAGAAGUUCAGGAAGAGGAAAACGCGAGAAUGGUGGCCAAGCGGAGUGAAGAAGAAGCGGAAGAGGCUGAGUCGUAUCUCAAUGAAACUGGCUGCCGUGACUACUCGGCUCAAACAUUGAACGGUUCUUGUGCACUCGCCACUGCCAAUAUACUGUUUCUUGUGGAUUUGGGUGAAGAGAAUUACCGUUUGCUACAAAUGUUGCCUGGAUUUGCUGUCGAGCUGGAAGAGAGGUUCGUCGCCAGCGGUGUGGGCCAGGCUCCGUCCUCACCGAGCGCAAGGAGAAACCUUUACAGCGUGUUUGGAUUUGAUGCCUCCGGACUGGUCUCGUCGAGUGUUCACUCUACGGCCGGAUCGGCAACGGCCGUGCCCAUAGAACGUGUUGCGGAAGCUGUCGGCUCGCUACCAUUUCCGUCGCUUCACGAGGGCAAUGGCGUCUCGGCCCUGAUACACCUGUCCGAGAAGAUUAAAGCACUGCGCUCCGGUCGAUACGACACUGUCGUGUUUCUAUCAGCAAAUACUAAUAAACCUGCUGGCUGCAUCUUGGCGUACAUCAUACCCGACACGUUUAUAUGCCGUUCAGUUUCCUACCACUUUCUUCUGCCAUUUGACAUCACACAGCAUGAAAGCAGCCAAGGCACACAGAUAUACGGUGUUGAUCCGAGUGAGGCCGGCUUUAACUCAUGCAUGCGCAAUAAAGUUGUACCCGGCGCAACGGUCUCGACAUCGUCCGAAAGCAGAUACUGGGAUGUACCAUCGUGGUUCUGGGCUCACCGAUGGACUAUCAGUGAUUUGGCAGCCAGCUCCCGGAAAGUGGCCCAUAUGACGAGUGCCAUUGCCAAAGGCAUUGCGCAACAAACGCAGAGUGCCGGCAAGAAGCAGGCUUCUGGUCACCAGUGUGCGCUCGACGACGGAAUCAUCGUCUGCAGAGAUUACUUUGGACCUCAUGAGCAGUGCUUAUGGAAACCCGAACCAACAACAUCACCGUCGACAUUUCCGACAACAUCAACAACUGAAGCAGAAGCACAAGCAGCUAUGACGACCAAGCCCCCGGUCACCCAGGCGGCAGAAUCCGUUAUAAUUACCACAAGCGCCACGACCGAAACCCAAGCGUCGUCUUCCGAUUUUCAGACAUCUGGUGCGACGCCAAGCAGAACGCCAUCACCUGUGGAAGGACCUUCAGAUGAUUCUCAGCUAUUCGUGAUCAUACCAGCAAUAGCUGGCUCAGUCUGCCUUCUAGUCUUGAUCAUCGGAUCACUCAUCAUUCACAAGGCAUACCGGAAGCGAAAGCAAUCAAGGAAUCCAGUAUCGUGCGCUCUUGAGGGUGGAAUCAGUGGCGAGGUGUUGCCUAGCAUAAAGGACGUGACAAAUCAUGCUACCGCAAUGUUGGCUGCGCCUGUGAAUACGUCUGUCACGGUAUUGCCAGUGUCUCUGCUGAAACUAGGCAAGAUCAUUGGCAAGGGACAGUUUGGAGAAGUCUACCUUGGCUGGAUUUCAUGUCGUGAUGAGAAGAACCGGGAAAUCGAGCAGAUUGCAGCAAUCAAGACACUCAAUGUGCUCUACUCUGAUGAGGCUACUCACAACUCACUCAUUGAGGAGCUCAUCUUGCAGAAGAGCAUAGGGGAUCACCCGAAUGUCGUCAGCAUCAUCACAGGCGGCCUGUAUAAUGGUAAUGCUUGUAUAGUCAUGGAGUAUAUGUCUGGUGGUGACCUGCAUUCGUUUCUCUUGGAUAUCAAGAAGAACACGGCCUUGACUCCCAUCACCGACCCGCACCUGAUGCCCAAUGAGCGGCUGGACAUCUGCAGGCAGAUCGCGCUGGGAAUGGAGUUUCUGGCAUCCAAACAGAUUGUUCACCGAGAUCUUGCCGCACGCAACGUUCUUGUCAGAGAACAUCACAAGCUGCGUGGAAAGCUGGAGGCGAAGAUCAGCGAUCUCGGGUUGUCGCGCGCCGCCAUUCACAACGGAAAGUACGAAGCACAGACAUCGAGGAUGCUACCAAUCAAGUGGACAGCCGUGGAGAGCAUCACAACGGGAUCCUUCUCAUCACAGAGUGAUGUCUGGUCUUUCGGUGUGCUCAUGUGGGAGGUUGAGACUUGCGGUGACUUGCCCUAUGAUGGAAAACCUAAUGCUCUACUGGCCGAUAUCUUGUUGAAGGGGUAUCGGCUGGAGAGACCCACUGGAUGUCCAGACAGGAUAUAUUCUCUGAUGAUGCAGUGCUGGGAUUUAGAUCCCAACAGCCGACCAGACUUCUCUGCACUAAUCCAGGAGCUCUCUCAGGAACUAGAGUCGCAUUUGAACUAUAUUCAAGUGGAGGAAGGCGGCGUCAACAUGUGCAUUACUCCGGCGUCGUUGCCCGACGCAGGUCGUCGGCCGUCCGCACUGGAGACACUUCUUGAGAGGAUACGACAGUCCACUGAACAUCUAGAGAUCGAGGCCCCUGAGACAGGUCUGAGUUGCUCAGGUCACAACCUUGUGACACCCCAGAGUGCCUUGGGCUUGAGUAUUUCGCUCAAUGCUGACGGCUUCUCGCAUGGCCACAGGCACAGCGCUGCUGGCUUCAUCCCCGUCAUGUGGGGGAGUUGCCUGAGCCGGAACGGUCUCCAUGGGAACAGCGCAACACCAGGUAUGGGCAGAGCUCGGAGCUUCUCCUCAUCGCAGGAAUCUGCCGCAUUGUCCAUAGCCCUGCGCACAAUGUCUCCUGAGGAAGCUGCUGCACUGCCGGUCUUGGUUGACGAUGUCGAGUCGGCAAGGUACGUAAUGCAGCCUCCAGUUCAUUCACACCAAGGGUCUUGUGAGGACGUUCGAGAAGAGUACCGGAUGCCAUCGCCGGCCGUCUUUGAAAUCCAGCCAGAAUGAUAUCUGAGCAAGGAAGUGAGAAUGAUUGUUUGAUACCGUGCAUGUUGCUGACAGUUGAAGAUGAUGUACUUUUUUUAAAGUAACAGUUCUGUUGACACCCUACAUUCUGGUGCAUUGAUUGUCUAUUGAAAGGAUUUCUUUCAUGCUGAACACCUACAGACCCGCCAUGCUUCCUCUUCUCAACUUCUUUGAACCUUUUGAAAAGUUACGAACACAUGUGUUUAAACAAGAAUGACAUGCACAAGUUUACAAUGGCCGCAAACUUUUUAUUGUUGUUACUCGCAGUUUGAUGGAAAAA